AUGGCGCUCCUCGACGACGCCGGCCUGGGGCCCGUGCAGCGGCUGGCGGCGUUUCUCCGGCGGCAUCGGCAGCCAGUGGCCGAGCAGCGCGACUCAGGGCAGCAAUUGGUGCGAGCUGAGCCGCUCGUCAGUUCUGAUGUUCUUAAAGCAAUUGAAAAUAUUGUUGAAGAGACACUAGCAAAUCUUGCAAAAGGAGAGCCCCCAAUUAUCACUUUUGAUAAAAGAUCAUCCUGGGAAAAUAUUCGGUUUGAUGGCAAUGUUGGUUUACAGCUGGUAUCUGAUUGUAAUGUGAGCAAAGUGAAGUGUGAAUGUUCCAAAUCUGUCCAUAGGUUUGCUCUGAUACUCAAGACUCUGUCGAUGAUCUACAAGUUGGUGCAGAGCAAUACUUACGCAACUAAAAGAGACCUGUAUUACAAUGAUACACAGUUGUUUGGCUCACAGAGUACUCUUGAUGGCAUUAUCAAUGAUAUAUGCUGCAUGCUUAAAGUUCAACGCAGAUGUCUCCAUGUUCUCUCUACCUCGAAAGGCUGCAUUGCUGGCGAUCUAUGCUAUACCGAAGAGGAUGGCAGCAGAGUGAACUGUGCCUGCAGUUCCACUGCUGUUCUUGUACCAUCCAAUGUGGACGGGAUAAAAAAUUUGAAUUCUUCUGCUCAAUUUGUGCUCGUAGUGGAAAAGGACGCCACCUUUCAGAGGUUAUUGGAUGAUGACUUUUGUACCAAAAUGUCCCCAUGUAUUAUUAUAACGGGUAAAGGCGUGCCAGAUCUGAGCACCAGGUUGAUGGUGCGGAAACUGUGGGACACACUGCAAAUCCCAAUCUUUGCCCUAAUGGAUGCUGACCCACAUGGUAUUGAAAUCAUGUGCAUAUACAAAUAUGGGUCAAUGUCUAUGUCAUUUGAUGCCCACAGUCUGACUGUUCCGAUUAUUAAUUGGUUGGGUCUACUUCCAUCUGAUAUUCAAAGAUUAAAUAUUCCGAAAGAAGUUUUGAUUCCUCUCACUGAAAAUGACACGAGCAAGUUGACCAAUUUACAAAAGAGACCUUACAUUGACUGCCAACCUCUCUGGAAGAAAGAAAUGGAAAUAAUGGAAACAUCUAAAGUGAAGGCUGAGAUCCAGGCUCUUGCUUCCAUCAGUUCCAACUACCUUACAAGAGUAUAUCUGCCAAAUAAACUCAAGUUUGGUGGUUGGAUAUAACUAAAAUAUCUAACAUUUUCCCAUCUUUGUAAGGAAAAAAAAAUCUGAUUGAGUUGGCGUUAGUGUUGUAACUCUUGAUACACUAUUGACUUGUUUUUCUAGCCUUGUUAGUG
Messenger RNA from Amblyraja radiata (thorny skate), 1304 nucleotides. RefSeq names its product SPO11 initiator of meiotic double stranded breaks (gene spo11). Lineage: Eukaryota; Metazoa; Chordata; Chondrichthyes; Rajiformes; Rajidae. Gene Ontology annotation, cellular component: nuclear chromosome. Bases 1 to 1191 code for a protein of 396 amino acids. The transcript has 13 exons. Gene Ontology annotation, biological process: meiotic DNA double-strand break processing; meiotic DNA double-strand break formation; reciprocal meiotic recombination. The record is from RefSeq and is a predicted model, not a curated record. Gene Ontology annotation, molecular function: DNA topoisomerase type II (double strand cut, ATP-hydrolyzing) activity; DNA binding; ATP binding.